AUGCAGGCCGGCUCCCUCCCCCCUCCCACGCCACGCGGGGGGGACGCUCAGGCUGCCCAGACGGGCUCCCCACGACACCCAUUCCCACAACAAAGAGGCUCGCCUCCGUGGGGCCGCAUCCCCUCGGCGCACCCGGGAGGCGCAGUGGGCGAGGCGCCCGCCGGUCCCCCAGGGCUGACCCCGUCCCGGCUCGGGAGCUGUCCCCCUCCGCCCCUGUGGGUGCAGCCGCGCCAAGGAGACCGAGGGUGGACGGCAGCCUCGCGGGACUCGGGCGCGCACACACACCCCGCAGCCGGGUGGCGCCCGAGGGGCGCGCGGCGAUGCCGCCGCCUCCAGACGCGAUUUAAAGGGCAGCGACGGGCGGAGGGAUCCCUGCCGCUUGCUCACCACGGAUCCAUCCGCCGCGAGCAAAGCCCGCAACAGCGGCGGCCGGCGCGGCGAGAGCCGAAGCGGUGUUCCUCCGCCCGGCCGAGGGCACUCCUUUUCGUGUCCUUCCACCGUUCCCGGGCGGCGUCCGAGCGGCUCACCGGGGGCGGCGACGCGUCUGCGGCGCGGGAGGCGAGGCUCCGGGGCUAUGAGGUGAGGGCGCCCGGGCACCGGAGGCGGCACGCGCGGCGCCGGGAACCAGAACGCGGAGUCCCCAGGCCGGCGGCGGCCUCUGGGCCCUCGAGGCCGCGCGCGAGGCGAGCGCGGCGGCGGGGCGGCGGGGCCUCGACGCGCCCCGAGGAGGAGCGGGCAGCGCCCGGCGGUGAGCGGGGGGCGGGCGCCGGCGCGGGCCGGCUCCGGCGCCCGGCCGGGGCUCGUCUCCCUGGCCCCAGGCCCCUCUCGGGCUGCCGGCGCCUCGGGUCCCCCGAGAAGGCGUCGGGGCUCCUCCCGAUCGCGCCCGCACAGCGGAAGAUGCUGUAUCAGCGUCGCCCCUGCCUCUGA
Molecule: messenger RNA, 927 nt
Organism: Hippopotamus amphibius kiboko
Lineage: Eukaryota; Metazoa; Chordata; Mammalia; Artiodactyla; Hippopotamidae
Product: peptide chain release factor 2-like
Exons: 4
Coding region: 1-927 (308 amino acids)
Source: RefSeq, a predicted model, not a curated record